AUGAUGGUAGAAGUUAAACUAAGAUUGCUGAAAUUCCUAAGUAAAUUUAGAUUGUGAAAAAUUAAUUAGAUCAAGGUAAAGUUAUAUUUAGUUCUUUUUUCAGGGCAGAAUCAUCAGAAAGUUUAGGUGAUUAGAUAGAUACAUAGUGAAAUCAAAAAGUUUUUAGAUUACUUAUUAGAAGAAAAAAAAUUAAGAGAAAAAACAUUAGGGAAAAUAUGGCAAAUUUACAUUAAGAUAUUUCAUUUGAUAGAAGGAAGAGAAACUAUAACUGAGGCAUUCUAAAAAUUAUUAGAUGAUGCUUGCGUCAAACUAAAUAAAAAAUUUGAUAUUGAUAUUAUUUUAUCUAUAUCAUAAGAUACUAUUUUACAUUUAAAUAAUUAUAUUGAUUAAAAAGAUGAUGUUAUUUAAAAUUGA
Paramecium sonneborni is the source of this 414-nucleotide messenger RNA. The record is from the annotation of a GenBank genome assembly. Lineage: Eukaryota; Ciliophora; Oligohymenophorea; Peniculida; Parameciidae.